This is a messenger RNA of Monoraphidium neglectum, 1536 nucleotides long. RefSeq names its product Mismatch repair endonuclease pms1. Bases 1 to 1536 code for a protein of 511 amino acids. Gene Ontology annotation, biological process: mismatch repair. Lineage: Eukaryota; Viridiplantae; Chlorophyta; Chlorophyceae; Sphaeropleales; Selenastraceae. The transcript has 4 exons. Gene Ontology annotation, molecular function: ATP hydrolysis activity; ATP binding; ATP-dependent DNA damage sensor activity. The record is from RefSeq and is a predicted model, not a curated record. Gene Ontology annotation, cellular component: MutLalpha complex.
AUGGCCCCGCCGCAAAGUCAACAGCAGCAGCAGGAGCAGCGGCAGGAGCAGCAGGAGGAGGAGGAGCAGGGGGAGCAGCAGCGGAAGCGGGAUCAAGCGCAGCAACGGGAGCAGCAGCAAGAGCGGCAAGAUCUGGAGCAGGGACAGCAGGCGGAGGUGGGGCCGCCAGACACCGAGAUGGGAGAUGAUUUGCAUGAGACGGGCGCGCAGCACCGCAAUGACAACGGAGGCAACGCUGAUGCCACAGCUGCAGGCGGCAGCGGCAGCGAGGAGGGGGACGAAGACCCCGCGCCGGCCGGUCUGCAGAGCAGCGGAGGUGCACGAUCGCGCCCGGCAGUCCAGCCGCUGGCGUCCUUCGCGCCCCGCGGCGGCCAGGAUUGCGACGGAGGCGAGCCGCCGUCUCAAUAUCAGGGUCAGGCACAGCAGGCCAGCGGCCGGGGAAGGCAGCGAGGCGGCAGCCCUCCCAUGGGGACGCGCUGCGAAGACGGCGGCGACGACGACGACGUGAUCGAAAUCAGCGACGACGACGGCAGCGGGCGGCGGCCGGGCAGCAAGCGGCGGAAGGGCUUGGCCGGCGCCGCAGCUGGUGAGGCGGAGCGGCAGGAGGGCGGCGAGGACGAGGCGGGAGAGGAGGACGAGCAGCAGCGGCAGCAGCAGUCGGGUGGAGCAGCGGACGACGUCGGCAUUGGGGAAGGUGUGGCAGCAGACAGACGCGGUGGCGGGCCGCACGCACCGGUUAUUGUGGGGACGCUGAGCUAUAGCAUGGCCCAGCUGCUGGCAGACGUCGAGGUCAGAAAGCGGCGGCUGGCACGGCAACGGGAGCAGCGGCAGCAGCUGCAGCAGGCGCAGGCGCAGCAGCAGCAGCAGGAGGCGGCGCCCGGGGGCGCCGCGCCCGGCGACAGUGACGGCGGCGCGGGCCUCUUCGAUGCCAUCGACGGCGCCGCCGCCGAGGAGGUCGCCCCGCCGCGUGCCGCCGCGGACUGCGAAGCUGAGCACGCGGCGGCGACCGAGGAGCUGGCGCGCGUGUUUGACAAGUCCGACUUUGGGCGCAUGGCGCCCGUGGGGCAGUUCAACCUGGGGUUCAUCAUCGGGCGGCUGGGGCGCGACCUCUUCAUCGUAGACCAGCACGCGGCGGAUGAGAAGAGCACCUUUGAGCGGCUGCAGGCGUCCCUGGUGCUGAACAAGCAGCCGCUGCUGCAGCCCAAGCGCCUGCCGAACCUUAACCCCCUGGACUUCCAGGUCAUCCGCGACCACCUGGAGGUAUUCGAGCGCAGCGGCUUCCAAUUCGCCGAGGUCCUGCCCGAUGGCCGCAGCCACCGCCCCCUGCGCGCCGCGGCCGGCGGCGCCGGAGCCGGUCGCACUGAAGGGGACGGCGACCGCGACGGCGGCGCCGGCGGCGGCGGGGGCGGUGACCUGCUGCUGUCUGCGGUGCCUUACAGCAAGGGCGUUCAGUUUGGUGAGGACGAGGUGGCGGAGAUGGUGGAGGCGCUGGCGGCGGGCGAGGGGCGGCGCGAGGCGGUGCGGCCCAACAAGUGA